Helobdella robusta is the source of this 3018-nucleotide messenger RNA. RefSeq lists its product as hypothetical. The transcript is spliced from 12 exons. Lineage: Eukaryota; Metazoa; Annelida; Clitellata; Rhynchobdellida; Glossiphoniidae. The coding region runs from base 1 to 3018 and encodes 1005 amino acids. The record is from RefSeq and is a predicted model, not a curated record.
AUGAGACAUUUGCAAACUUACUUCCUUGUUUUCUUGGUUUCUCAUAUACCUCAUGUUCACAGUCAAAAUUGCCCAUCAUCAUUUGAUCAAGGGAGCACGACAAUAUCGAAAGGAGCCACCUCCACAAAUGAUGCAACGAAAGUUGCUUGUGAAGCCACCUGCAGAAAAGAUACAACAUGCCUUUCCUACCAAAUUGAUUCGAACUCUGACAGGGCAGCUUACUGCUGGUUACAAAGGAACACCAGUGCAUUUGAUACAUCAAAUCUUUAUUUAGCAAACAACAUUGUUGAAUAUAAAAAAAGUGUCGAUUGUUCAACUUGCACAUUCACGUACGUUCAGCAAAUAGGAAUAACUUCUCUGGGAGCACAAUCAUAUCCAGCUCUGACGACAGAGAAUCAGUGCAAAGAAAACUGCAACUCCCUUCCAACCUGCUACUCUUAUCAAAUUAACUCCAACUUUGGAAACCCCUUAUGUUGGAUCCAACAGAAACAGUUCACCAGCAGUGAUACAUAUUCUCAACCCGGCGUCACUGAGUACAAAAAGACUUAUUCUUGCUUGCUCAAAUCAGAUUGUGAUCCUACUUUCAAUGCUCCCGUUCCAACGAAUGUUUCAAUUGGGGCAGUAUCGAAACAAGGCCUGUCAGAAAUUGAAUGUAGAGCAUUGUGCCUCAACGAUUACAACUGCGCCUCGUAUCAAAUUGACUUGAAUUCCAACUCACCUUUAUGUUGGAUUCAAUAUGAUAUCACUAAGUUUUCUGGUUCCAAUUUUUAUCUUCGAGCCCAAGUCACAGAGUAUUUUAAAAAUACAACAUAUUGUUAUUUUCCAACAGAAGCUCCAGUUAUAAGCACAACUUCCUGCCCACUUGGUUUCUCCGAAAAGCCCUACGCGAACGCCUCUCUUUUAGCAACACCCAACGCAACCUUGAACACCAAUGCAUCUUGCAGACAAGCUUGUCUUCAAGAUACGAAAUGUGCCUCUUAUCAGAUCAACACGGCUCCUGGUGAAGCAUUUUGCUGGUUGCAGUUUGACGAGAAAAAUUUAGAAGCCGCUAAUACGUACACGAGACCAAACGUUGUAGAAUUUGUGAAAGUGUCUAUUUGUACAACAACCGCUCAAACAACCACCAUCACACGAUGUCCGCUCUUUUACACCAAAUACCCGGACAAUCAAGCUUCAUAUGGGGCUCAAGCACAGGCUAGUUUAAUAACAAGUCAAUCCUGUGCUGAUGGGUGUACAGCCGAUCCAACCUGUCUUUCUUACCAAAUAAGCACAAAACCUGGAGACUUUCUAUGUUACUUUCAAAAAAACAGCAACAACUUGUUAGUUCAAUACCAGAACGACAGAGUUGCUGAAUAUUAUAAGAAUUUCACGUGCAUAACGGAUUGUGAUUAUUACUACACGGCAAAGACACCAAAUGCAGCUUCGGCGAAUGCAGUUCGACAAGCGCAAACGAGCCUCACAACAUGUCAGUCUGCCUGCACAAUCACACCAAACUGUUAUGCAUUCCAAUUCAAUGACUUAGAUAAGAGUUGUUGGUUUCAGCUUGAUGCUUCAAAGGUCAAUGACAAUUAUAACAAUCCAUCUGUCACUGAGUACGUUAGGAGAGUUGUAUGUGGAGCAGACAGGACGUCGACAUCCACCGUAGCAACUACGACUGCAACUCAGUGUGAAAAAACCUUCGAAAUAAGCAACGGUGUUGGGGUGUCGAUUGGCGCCGAAAUACAGUCGACAUCAAGCCCGGAAGCCUGCAAAGCUGGAUGUUUGCUGCUGACAAAUUGUUAUUCAUAUCAAAUUGAAACUACCAGCACCUCAAUUUUUUGCUGGUAUCAAAAAAAUAAUGACUCUCUACAAAACAAAUACACAAGAACGAACGUUAUUGAAUACACGAAAGUAUGCAAGUCCACAACCAUUGCGUCAAACUGCACCGUGGAUUACUCGGCUGGAUCGCCUGCAUCAGUUUCAAUAAACGCCCAAAGACAAACUUAUACAACGGUUGAUUUGUGCAAAGCUGCCUGCACUCUCGAUGGCUCAUGUUUGUCCUACCAGAUCGAUACAAGUUCAUCUUCAUUGAUUUGCUGGUUUCAAAAAACUGCAGCAGAAUUAAAUAAUAAGUACACAAGACCGAAUGUAACCGAGUACACAAAAUUCUGUUCAAACGUAGUGCCAUGCGUUCCAACUUACGUCGUGAACACAACUGGUUUUGCCUCAAUAAACGCUCUGCAACAAUCGCAAACAAACGCUGUGGACUGCAGAAACGCAUGUAGCAGUGACGCCACUUGUUUAUCCUACCAGAUUGAAACAACAUCUACGAUCGCUAUUAUUUGUUGGUUCCAAAAGAGUUCUUCAGAGUUGUCGAGGAUCUACUCGAGACCAGGCGUCACAGAAUACACAAAAAUAUGUCAAACAAGUACAAGCUCGGUGACUACUACUACAGUUUCACCGCCGUGUUCAUCAACCGAGUACAACACCACUGGCAGUGGGUUAGCUUCGAUCGGCGCUGUACAACAACAAACAACAGAUGCAACUGUUUGCAGAGCUCAGUGCACACUGGAUGCUACUUGUGUGUCCUAUCAAAUAGAAACCUCAGGAACGUCAAUCAUCUGCUGGUUCCAGAGAAGCUCAGCAAACCUUCAAAAUAGAUACAGCAGACCAAACGUCAUCGAAUACAUUAAAUAUUGCGCCAACCCGACCACCUCUGUUUCAACAAUUUCACCGCCGUGUUCAUCAACCGAGUACAACACCACUGGCAGUGGGUUAGCUUCGAUCGGCGCUGUACAACAACAAACAACAGAUGCAACUGUUUGCAGAGCUCAGUGCACACUGGAUGCUACUUGUGUGUCCUAUCAAAUAGAAACCUCAGGAACGUCAAUCAUCUGCUGGUUCCAGAGAAGCUCAGCAAACCUUCAAAAUAGAUACAGCAGACCAAACGUCAUCGAAUACAUUAAAUAUUGCGCCAACCCGACCACCUCUGUUUCAACAAGUACGUCGCAGUUGAGAAUAAUAUUUCGUGCAAAAUAA